CUGGGCGAGGCCGGCGGCCCAACGACUGGUCAGAAGAUGAAACGAGUUGUAGAGCAGCAAGUUGAUAGUUUUUCUACCACUCGCUAUACUCCGCAAGAACAUAACAGCACGACUUCCAGGAAGAACAACGCGCAGCACACGUCAACGGCACCGGACAACUAUACAAUGCCUCCCAUGUUGGAGCGCGAACUAGAUCGCCAGCAGGAACUACUGCGCCAGCAGCGGGUCAGAGAGAUGAAUGAACAACAAAACCAGCUCCGUCAGAAGCAGGCGGC
Molecule: messenger RNA, 275 nt
Organism: Amoebophrya sp. A120
Lineage: Eukaryota; Dinophyceae; Syndiniales; Amoebophryaceae
Source: the annotation of a GenBank genome assembly